AUGUUGGAGGCUCGAAGAGGAAGCAGAAUCGACUUCGGUCACAUCAUCGGCGACCCUUUUGCGCUGGCCACAAUUUCUAUCAGCUUGCUCGCCUGGCUCAUCGCAUUCAUUUCCUCCAUAAUUGCGAACGUGCAAGAUCCUUUCCCAAAGUAUGCCUGGUGGACGGUUGCCUACAUGCUGUGCUGUAUUCUAGGCGUCGCAUUCGUUUUCGCGACGGACUCGAGCAAUAUUUAUAGCAUCGCCGUUGUUGGAUAUCUCGCUGCUGGUCUCGUCAUGACGACCUCAGCAGUCAAUUCUCUUGUUUAUCAACCACAAGGUGCUAUGGAAGCUGCGGCGGCAGGCCACAUCUUGCUUUCAAUGGUAGCUAUCAUCUGGAUAUUCUAUUUCGGCUCCGCACCUCAAGCCGCCCAUCGCGAAUUCAUUGACCAAUUUGCUCUUCAUAAAGAGGCAAAUGGAUUCCGUGGCCCUACUCAGAACAUGACGAAUGCUUACGACCGCCCACAAACGACAGCUUCCACACAGCCGCCUCAGAUGUACACGUCCGCUCAAUUGAACGGUUUCGAAACCUCGUCUCCAGUGUCUGGAUACCCCGGUGGACCGGCAGGCGCAACGCGGGCUUCGGCUCAACCCAUGAAUACGAGCAGCACCCCUGCUCCAGCAUCAGAAAUCGCGCCUCCAACGGAAUACCCCUACCGUGCAAAGGCCAUCUAUAGCUAUGAAGCCAACCCAGACGACGCAAAUGAGAUCAGCUUCAGCAAACACGAAAUCCUCGAGGUCUCGGAUGUUAGUGGAAGAUGGUGGCAGGCAAAGAAAGAGAACGGCGAUACAGGCAUAGCCCCUAGCAAUUACUUGAUCCUGUUAUGA
Molecule: messenger RNA, 864 nt
Organism: Exophiala spinifera
Lineage: Eukaryota; Fungi; Ascomycota; Eurotiomycetes; Chaetothyriales; Herpotrichiellaceae
Exons: 4
Coding region: 1-864 (287 amino acids)
Molecular function (GO): protein binding
Source: RefSeq, a predicted model, not a curated record